Rotaria socialis is the source of this 468-nucleotide messenger RNA. Lineage: Eukaryota; Metazoa; Rotifera; Eurotatoria; Philodinida; Philodinidae. The record is from the annotation of a GenBank genome assembly.
AUGACUGCAAAUAAAUUAUCACCGAUUAUAACAACAGAGAUUCUUAAAACAAUAUUUGAUAAUAUAUCUGAAAAUGAAUUAUUUGUUUGUUCACUUUGUGCAUCUAUGUGCACAACUCAAAAUAAACAUCAAUUAGUGUCGACAACCUGCGGUCAUUUAUUCGGAAAAAAUUGCAUAAAGAAACGAUUAAAAGAAACAGGACAAUGUCCGUUAUGUUUGAAGCAAUUAGAAACUCGACGUGAUAAACAAUUACGAACAAUGUGUCUAUCAAGUGUUGUAACAAUAUUUCCAUUUGAAAUAUCACGAAUGAGAGAUGAACGUAGACGCCUUCGUAUGCGAUUAAACGAAAUAAAAACGCGUCUUGAACGAGCAAAAUUUAAAUUAAAUAUUAAAAAACAAGAUUUACAAAUAAUUAAUAAGAAAAUAUUUAAACAUUGUAAACGUAAUAAAUUGAUGAAUAAUGGUUGA